AUGACGAAAUAUUCAUUUGUCCUGUUCCUCUCCAUUCACCUGUGCAUCCUGGCAUGUUUGGGCACAGCGCAGCGCCAUGGACCCUGGAGAAACAAGGUGCAGUGGGAGACAAACAGGCAGGUUUAUAGCUUACUGACCACCGGUUCUCAGUAUCACAUACCUGCUACUGGACGACGAAAUACGCAGUUCUUUUUAAAGAGGCACUUGAUGCCAAGAUUCACUGGCAGGUUUUUUGUGGGACAUUUCGCAAGUCCAAGGAGGCACGCAAUUGCACAUACAGUGCAGUCAAACUCUGCGCCAGAGCACACAGGUGGCAUGAACAGUGGUGUUCUUGGUGUGGAUGCAAGACGUUACCUGAUAUCUGGUCAAGCAUCACUUAUGAGGAAUAAUAAUCCACAUUUUUCAGCUUUGCGCACAGUGAGAAUUGCACAGGACGCAUUGCACACCCAGUCCGUGCACUAUAGCGCAGCACCAACUCGCAUAACUACAUCGGCACCUUUGGAAUAUUCAGGGAGCACAAGCGCACUAGGUAGCCGUAACUUAGAAACCGGCACACUGGUGCCAAAGCGACGAUCUCCCAUUCCAGCCACCGAAACCCCAGCCACGAUGAAUUUUGAGGAGAACACCCCUCGUCAACCUCAAGUUUCCACUUUGACCGGGAGUAACACUGAAAUGCAGGUUAAUAACUCUGAAUUUCCAUUGAGAACAAGUUUGGUGCCCAGUGCAUCUUUACUUUCAGCAUCUGCUAAUAACAGGAAUAAUGUAAUUCCUACUUACCAGGAAGAGGAAAGAGAAGGUGACAGUAUGAUUGGUGAUGAACCAACUAAUCUGAAUGUAAACAGCAGGAACUCUCUUGACUACAACUUGCUCACAUAUGGAAGUGUAAACCGGCAUCUUCAAAUAGAUACGGGUUACGGUAGCAGGUAUUUCCAUAACGGUAAGACAAAUGACCAUAUAUAA
Molecule: messenger RNA, 960 nt
Organism: Myxocyprinus asiaticus (Chinese sucker)
Lineage: Eukaryota; Metazoa; Chordata; Actinopteri; Cypriniformes; Catostomidae
Exons: 1
Coding region: 1-960 (319 amino acids)
Source: RefSeq, a predicted model, not a curated record